AAAAUUACCGCUCCAAAACUAUAAAUCUAUUAAUUACAGCAUCUAUUUGCCAAAACAAUGUUUUGACGCUUUUUUAAAAUGGUUUGUUUAUAAUAUUUAUUAUAAUAAAAAUAAAGACUAAAGUAAAAAAAUAUUCAAACAGAAAUAAAAAAAAAUAUUUAAAAAGCAAUUAAAAUGCACCAAACAAUUCUAAGUAUCCCUGUGAUUUAUAAAAGGUAUUUAUUUUGUACUUUUUAUUUACUAUAAAGCCCUGAAAACAGGAAACGAAUACGUCAUGGGUGUAGCGGGGGAAGGGCGUUUCCGCUUUUCCUGUCAAUCAUACGGGAAAAUGGGCGUGGCGCGAGAGGACUUCGACCUAUGAGGGGAAAACUACAUUUAAAUCCAGAUAUGAAUACAUAAACAAUUCUAUUCGCGAACCCAAAACACGCGCGUCUAGCGUUUAGUCCGACCGAGUGUCGACAUAACGGGUCAAAGUCCCGGAUAACAGGCGUCGGCGUCCGCGGAGUACCCCCAGACGAACGGAAUCCGCUUUGAAUCUCGCCAUGGAGGGACUUUAACACCUUUAGCUUUAGCCCGUUAGCUCUGGAGCGCAUGCGUGUGUUUACAGUCGACAACAACACGCUCCCGUUUGCCGCGUGAAUGAGGGGGCUGUCGACGUGAUCGACGACCGAUGCCGCGGAGAGCGAAGAAGUGAAGGACGCCGCUGGAUCCUCAGGGAUGUAGGGUUUGUUUCAGGAACGCUCGGGCAACAGAUACCGGAGUUGGAGCAUUUCGGGCGCCUGACAUGGAGAAGAGCGAGAAGAGGUCCGGAUACUUCGCCAGGCUGAAGAAGAAGCGGCAGCUGAAGCGGAACCAAGCGGAAAAAGAGGACGCCGAGCAGAGCCAAUCGGAUUUAGAAUCCAAGACGCCGGUCAUCAGUGAGCCCGCUCCGAUUGGUCGAUCUCAGAAUGCGGAAAGAGGCCAGCCGGACGGAUCAGAUGAAAACACUAAAUCAUGCAGUCAGACCAAGAAAGAGAAGAGCAAGCCUCCAGGGACGGUGGAGUUCACUGUCGGACCGAAGGACACCCUGAACAGCAUCGCUCUGAAGUUCAACAUCACUCCUAAUAAACUGGUUCAGCUGAACCGUCUCUUCUCACACAGUGUAGUACCUGGACAGAAACUGUUCGUCCCUGCUGUGGACCAAUCAGAGCGCAGAUCUCCGCUCGACGGCUCUGAGCGUCUCACAGCGUCCGAGUCCUCCGAGAAAGUGAGGAAGAAUGAUUCCCCCGAAACCCGUAGCAGGACACUAGAAGUCCUAUUAAAAGACCCCGAACCCGGGAGCGGAUGCGGGCGGCCCGUGCGGAGGGAGACGUCUCCGCUGUCUGAAGACGAGAGUCCGGCCACCGUCAAGUUCCUCAAGAUGAGCUGCAAGUACUUCACGGACGGCAUGGGCGUUGUGGGAGGAGUGAUGAUCAUUACGCCCAACAACAUCAUGUUUGACCCGCACAAGUCUGACCCGCUGGUGAUCGAGAACGGCUGCGAGGAGUACGGCCUCAUCUGUCCCAUGGAGGAGGUGCUGUCUGUGGCUCUGUAUGACGACGUGUCCCGCAUGAAGCUUAAGGACUCGCUGCCGUCUGAUGAAGCCCAGGAUCUCUGUCCGUUAUACAGGCCGGGCGAGUGGGAGGAGCUUCCCUCCGAGCGGGAUCUUAACCCCUUCAGCCGUUACGAGGCUCUCGGAGCGCCCCACCGCCCGAUCGUGUUGGACGAUAUCGAGGCGGCCGUCUCGGAGAUAUCAGAGUGCCAGAUCGCCGACAAAUCUCCGUCGGACGAAGGCUUUACUGAACUGGAGCUCCUACAGAGCGACUCGAACACUACCGGCUCCGGCCCGGGGCAAAGAAAGACGGCGACGGACAAGUCCGCGACGUCCUUCCGCGCCGAGGAAGACGAGGACGAAGGCCUUCACAACCGCUCCACAGACGACAACGCAGAUCCGAGCAGGCCGGACGAAGCCGCGGUGCAUGAUGGGAAGGAAGCUGCCGCGGGAGUGAAGGAAGAAACCAGAACGGGGCGGGAGGCGUUCGUAAAUGGAGUCUCGGCGAUCGAGGCGUCGGCGGGCGACCAAAAAGCAAAGGCGACCCCGGAGGACUCUGGGAAGUGUAGUAGCUCGCCUGGACCAAACCUGGAGGAUGAUAACAGGGGACCGGACUCGAGCGUGGCGCUUUCCGAAGCCGAGCUGCGCAGACGGGCCAGCGAGGCCGAGAUGAAGUCAUGGCUGCUGAAAAGAAUGCAGAGACCGAUCGAAGAUAUGCUGCUGUCCAAUGAAGAGAAGAGCAAAGCUCCGCCCAUGUUCCUCUGCUUUAAGGUGGGGAAGCCAAUGAGGAAGUCCUUCGCCGCUGGUCGGACGUCUAGCCCCGCCCACUCGUACAUUGGCAGAGGGCGGCAGCCAGAAUAUUGGUUUGCUGUUCCUCAAGAGAGAGUGGACCACCUGUACUCGUUCUUCAUCCAGUGGUCUCCGGACACUUAUGGGAAAGACGCUCAGGAGCAGGGCUUCGUGGUCGUGGAGAAAGACGAGCUCACCAUGAUCGACAACUUCUUCAGCGACCCGGUUCCUCGGAGCUGGGAGAUUAUCACGAUUAAUGAGGCCAAGAGACGCCAGAGCUUCAGCUUCGAGGACGAGGAGCCGCUGGAUCUUCUUCCUGUGCUGAUGGACCCCAGCGCUCUUCUGGAAGACACGCACAUUGAGAAGUUGUCCACUCGUUUGCCGGCCCGUGUUCAGGGUUAUCCGUGGCGUCUGGUCUACAGUACGGUGGUACAUGGAACCAGCCUGAAGACCCUCUACAGGAACCUGAUGGAGCUGGACUGCCCUGUGCUGAUGGUCAUUAAAGACAUGGACAACCAGAUUUUCGGAGCCUUUUGCACUCACCCUUUCCGACUGAGUGAGCACUAUUAUGGGACAGGAGAGACCUUCCUCUACAGCUUCUGCCCAGAGAUCAAGGUUUACCGCUGGACGGGUGAAAACUCUUACUUUGUGAAAGGAAACACGGAUUCCCUUCAGAUCGGUGGAGGAGGGGGUCGCCUGGGCCUGUGGCUGGACGCCGACCUCUACCACGGCACCACGUCCAAAUGCUCCACCUUCAACAACCUGCCACUGUCCUCCAAACAGGACUUCACCGUCCAGAACCUGGAGGUGUGGGCCUUCGAAUGAGCGCCCGCGCCGUGCUAACAUCCACACGCUAACGUCCCCGCGCCACGCUCACGGCAUGAUGACACGAAGUCUACCUGACGCUUCAUCCCGUGCUAAUGGUUUUACGUGGUUUCUCCUGGUCUCAGCGCGGAGAGAGAGAGAGAGAGAGAAGUUCAUGGCACAGCUAUCCCAGCAUGCAAUACGUUCUCCUGCUGAAAUGUAACCGAUAUAUAAACACACAUAUAUACGUGUAUGUGAACCGCGGGGACUGUGCACGAUCUUCGGGAAGCGUUCGAAGCCGGUGGCCAAAUCUGUCGCUUUGAGGCCAGUAGCUUAAAUCGUAUUUUUUUUUUUGUUUACAUUGUGGCAAAAUGAUGAUGUAUUUUCACGUACAAUAAGGCCAAGAAGUCCACAGAUUGGUUUUGUUGACCAAAGCAUUUUAUUUGUUUCUUUUUCUAUUUGAGUGUUGUUUUUAUAUAUAUAUAUAUAUAUAUAUAUAUAUAUAUAUAUAUAUAUAUAUAUAUAUAUAUAUAUAUAUAUAUAUAUAUAUAUAUAUAUAAUAUAGGAUGUGACACAGUUCUUUGUGAUGAUUGUUUUGCCGUUUUUGUGAUAUUUUAGGGACCUUUUCUAAUUCGUUCUAAAGGGAAGCACUUGAAAUCGUGCCAGUAUUACUCGUGAACACUAUGGUAGUCGCACGCCUGAUUUCAUUAGCCAAGUCGAAUCAGGUUCACCACUUCACUGUGGGUUUGUGUAUGCAAUCACCGACCGAUGUCACUUCCUGUCAUGCGAUGAUUCCCGGUGCCGUCCGUCACCGCCGUGGAGGGCACCUCUCUUUGGACGCGUGUCCGCUCAUUUCACUACUAGACGGCGUCUGUGGGCAUUAACUAACCGCGUCCGUCCCUAAAAGCGCAUUCACGGCCCAUUAGUGGAAAGAGAAACGUUUACAAGUGUUUCAAAGUGUCUCUGAUUUCAAACACUGUCCGGUUGUGUGUGGUAACCAGUGAAUGUCGUAUUUAUUGUGUAUUUCUGUGUUUGAAAGUGAACCAAAUAAAUGCAAUAAACGAAAA
This is a messenger RNA of Puntigrus tetrazona (Sumatra barb), 4230 nucleotides long. RefSeq names its product nuclear receptor coactivator 7 (gene ncoa7b). Gene Ontology annotation, biological process: response to oxidative stress; regulation of transcription by RNA polymerase II. The record is from RefSeq and is a predicted model, not a curated record. Gene Ontology annotation, cellular component: nucleus. The transcript has 17 exons. NCBI's taxonomy places the organism in Eukaryota, Metazoa, Chordata, Actinopteri, Cypriniformes, Cyprinidae. Bases 785 to 3184 code for a protein of 799 amino acids.